AGCACUGGGGUCUGGAGGCGACUCCAACGCCAGCACCCACCCGGCGUGAGCGUCCCCGCAGCGGGCACUGCCACAGAGCCAGUUUAAAAGAACAAUAUAGAGGGGGAAAUGGAGCAGAAAUUGCAAGUAUUGCAGGAAGAAUUUGUGGUUGGAGCUUCUCCAUGUGAAGCUGAGCUUCAGGAAUUAAUCUACCAAAUUGACAUCAUGGUAAACAACAAGAAACUGGAAUGGGAAAGGAGGGUGCAAGCUUUAGAGGCAAGAAUGGAUGUCCGGGAUCAAGAAUUAGCAAAUGCCCAAAGCAAGUUGGAUCUAAAAGGUCAAGAGGUAGGGAUACUUCGACAGAAGUUAGACAGCUUGCAGAAGACUAAAUAUGAGAUGGCUCAGGAUUUCGAAGCUCAACUUCAAGCAUUGAAGUCUCAAUUUUGCAGACUCACACAAAGCUAUGAAAAACUACAGUUACACCAGAUAAAACAAGAUAGGGUUCACGGUAAAGAAAUAUGUGCAGAAAAUCUGGAAACUCCAUUUGAACUGAGCAAUUUAAACCAGAAAUUGGAAGAAUUUGAAGCAAAAUCAAGAGAAUGGGAUCAGAAGGAGACACUAUAUCAAAACCAUCUCAUUUCUUUAGAUGCUCAACGAAAAUUAUUGUCUGAGAAGUAUAAUUUAUUUCAGAAACAGACACAGAAUUAUCAAUUCCAAAUCAGCAAUAAGAACCAGAAACAGGAAGAUGCAGCUACUUCCAGCCAAUCCAAAACUGAGAGGGAUGAGUUCAUUAUUGAAAAAUUAAAGUCAACUGUGAAUGAAAUAGCAAUAAACAGGAAUAAGUUACAAGAGGAAAAUCUAAAGCUACAACAAGAACUAACAGUGUACCAAACACAGUGCCAGAACGUGGAGGCAGGACUUUCAGAGAUGAGAAAUGAGCUGCAGUCACAUGAUGCCGUCUGGAGAGGGAUGGAAGCGGAAUUCCAGCAGUUGCGUAAAGAAUUAUUGAAAUAUGGAGAAUGUAAAAACAUCCAAGAAAAUCAAAUGAAGCUUCAAUCAGCCUAUGCACAAUGUAUUCAGGAACUGGAAAACAAAAAAGCGGAGCUAUUACAUUUGGAACAACACCAGGAAAGUCAGCAAAAAGAGCUAAACAAGAUAAGGGACCAUCUUUAUCACAAGGAGCAGUCCCAUAGUUCUGAGCAGGAAAGAAUGAGGACAGAAAUCUCUGACCUGUCAGAAGAGCUUCAUCAGAAGGAGAUCACUAUAGCAACUAUCAUGGAGAAAGCUACUCUUCUGGAAAGAAAGUUAAAAAUGGAGUUAGAGAUAAAAGAAAAAUCGUUAGCAAAACAACAGAUGUCAGAGAUGAAGUAUGAAGCUAUCAGAUUGGAAAACACACAUUUGAAGAAGAUGAUAGAAAAUUUGCAGUCUAGAAGAUACAUGACUAUAGAUUUAUCUAGCACAGAACAUGAGAGUUACACAGCUUCUAUUCAUGAACUUGAGUGUGAGAAUGAAAGGUUACGAAAUAAUCUUGGUAAAUUGCAGAGUGAUUCAGAAACAUCAAUAUUGGCUACUCUGGAUAGAUAUGGAGAAACAAAGCAAAUUAAGCAAACCCAAUUAGAAAUGCAAGAAAAGGAAGAGAGGAACUCUAGUGUGUGCUAAGGUGCCUAACUGAAGAGAACAGAGGCAAUUUUCA
Messenger RNA from Chelonoidis abingdonii (Abingdon island giant tortoise), 1672 nucleotides. NCBI's taxonomy places the organism in Eukaryota, Metazoa, Chordata, Testudines, Testudinidae. The record is from RefSeq and is a predicted model, not a curated record.